AAUUGUUCUGCAUGCAUCCUACAAAACAAAUAAUGAUGGAGAACAGAUUAGAGGUUCAUAAGGACAGGACACUGAAGGAAGCUGUGGAAAUAGCUUACAAGCUGAUGGAUUUAGAAGAGGCCAUUCCUUUGGAUUGCUGUCGUCUUGUCAAAUAUGAUGAGUUUCAUGACUACUUGGAACGAUCCUACGAAGGAGAAGAGGAUACACCGAUGGGUUUAUUACUUGGAGGUGUCAAAUCAACGUAUAUGUUUGACUUACUGUUGGAAACAAGAAGACCUGACCAAAUUUUCCAGUGCUAUAAACCUGGAGAGGUCAUGGUAAAGGUUCACGUAGUUGAAUUAAAGACUGAAUCUGUUGCUCCUCCAAUAAGUGUACGAGCUUAUUUGAAUCAAACAGUUUCAGAAUUUAAACAGCUAAUUUCAAAGGCUACAGACCUGCCUGCAGAAACAAUGAGGGUAGUAUUAGAACGUUGCUACAAUGACCUGCGUCUUCUGAACGUUUCCAGCAAAACACUGAAAGCUGAAGGCUUUUUUAGAAGCAACAAAGUAUUUAUUGAAAGCUCAGAGUCUUUAGAUCGUCAUGUGGCAUAUACAGAUUCUCAUUUAUGGAAACUUUUGGAUCGCCAUGCAAAUACAAUCAGACUGUAUGUUUCAUUGCCAGAGCAAUCACCUGGAUCUCAUUUUAGACGAGCAGCUUACAAGUCUAGUGGAGAUUCAGGCAACUUGGAUGAAGCCUGUGAAAGAGUGAAAGGACCUGUAGGUAAUAUGAAAUCUGUAGAAGCAAUUCUGGAAGAAAGCACCGAAAAACUUAAAAGCUUGUCCCUGCAGCAGCAGCAGGAGGGGGAUAACGGGGACAGCAGCAAAAGCACAGAAGCCAGUGAUUUUGAAAACAUUGAAUCCCCUUUAAAUGAAGUAGACUCUUCCGCAUCAGCAGAAAACCAAGAACUUGAAAACCAAAUUCAGAUUUCUGAUCCAGAAAAUCUCCAGUCUGAGGAGCGGUCUGAUUCAGAUGUAAAUAAUGACAGGAGCACAAGUUCAGUGGACAGUGAUAUCCUCAGCUCCAGUCACAGCAGUGAUACCUUAUGCAAUGUGGACAAUGCCCCACUUCCCUUGGCUAAUGGACUUGAUUCUCACAGUAUCACAAGUAGUAGGCGAUCAAAAGCAAAUCAGGGGAAGAAAGAAACCUGGGAUACAGCAGAGGAAGAUUCUGGAACAGAUAGCGAAUACGAUGAAAGUGGCAAGAGCAGAGGAGAAGCACAAUAUAUGUACUUUAAAUCAGAACCAUAUGCUGCAGAUGAAGGGUCAGGAGAUGGGCAAAAAUGGCUGAUGGUGCAUGUUGAUAAAAGAAUUACACUGUCUGCCUUCAAGCAACAUUUGGAGCCUUUUGUUGGAGUUCCAUCUUCUCACUUCAAAGUCUUUAGAGUCUACGCCAGCAAUCAAGAAUUUGAGAGUGUCCGGCUGAAUGAAACACUGUCAUCAUUUUCUGAUGACAAUAAGAUAACUAUUAGGCUUGGAAGAGCCCUUAAGAAGGGUGAAUACAGAGUCAAAGUCUACCAACUUUUGGUCAAUGAGCCAGAGCCAUGCAAGUUUCUUCUAGAUGCUGUUUUUGCUAAAGGAAUGACUGUCCGACAGUCAAAAGAAGAGUUGCUUCCUCAGCUUCGAGAACAGUGUGGCCUAGACUUAACAAUUGACAGGUUUCGCCUAAGAAAGAAAACCUGGAAGAAUCCAGGCACUGUGUUUCUGGAUUAUCAUAUCUAUGAAGAAGAUAUCAAUAUUUCAAGCAAUUGGGAGGUCUUCUUAGAAAUACUUGAUGGAGUAGAAAAGAUGAAAUCCAUGUCACAACUUGCUGUUUUAUCGAGACGGUGGAGGCCAUCAGAGAUGAAACUAGAUUCUUUCCAGGAAGUAGUACUAGAAAGCAGCAGUGUUGAAGAAUUAAAAGAGAAGCUGAGUGAAGUAAGUGGAAUACCCUUAGAAAACAUAGAAUUUGCAAAGGGUAGAGGAACAUUUCCAUGUGACAUUUCCAUACUAGAGAUUCACCAAGACCUGGACUGGAAUCCUAAAGUAUCUACAUUGAAUGUCUGGCCUCUGUACAUUUGUGAUGAUGGUGCAGUAAUAUUUUAUAGGGAUAAAACUGAAGAAUUAAUGGAAUUAACAGAUGAGCAGAGAAACGAACUGAUUAAAAAAGAAAGCAGCAGACUCCAGAAAACUGGACACCGGGUAACCUACUCUCCUCGUAAAGAAAAAGCACUAAAAAUAUAUCUGGAUGGAGCACCCAAUAAAGAUUUGACUCAAGACUGAUACUCGCUAUAGCAUUUUCCCUGGGGAAUUUUUUUGUUCAAAAUAAAAAGGUUCACUACUACUGUGUAGUGCCAUUAUGGCAGGACACUCAUUAGGUGUAAAGUGCUGACACCAGCACUGAUUGGGCUGUGUUACCAAUCAGAAGUGCAGUGCCCCGUCGGGUCACUGUUUGACUUGGAAUCAUGUUGUGCACUAUAGUCAAAUGUACUGUAAAGCUAAAAGGGAUGUGCAAAUAAAAGAUUACAACUAAAAAGUGGGCGGGGAGGGAAAUGAGUGGAAAAUUUUGAGGACAGUGUGCACAUAGUAGCUAGUGAAACUAGCCUCAAACGGGAUACUCAUAGCUUAAUAAUAAAAGCUGUGCAAAGGCCAUGAAAGAAUCCUUUUUUCUGUUUGUUUCACUGAUACACGCAUUACCUCAUCAGAGAGUCUGAAGUAAAUGUUAAUACAUUGGUUCUAGAAAAGCAGCAGAAAAGGAUUGAAGCUGAAGUGCUGCAAGUGUAACGUUUCAGAAUAUUCUUCCGUAAAGCAGGUAGUCUGAGAGGUGUCUGCAGAAGGCUGCCAGCACGUGUUGGUCCAUUUUGCAGAAGUGCUGUUGGAAGGUAGACUGGUUUUUAAUAGAUAAUGGAAGCUGAUGAGCAGCUCUGUUCUGUUGCGUUGGAUGUGUAAAUAAAAUUUGCCCUCUCCAUUUAACAGAACUGCAGUACAGCUCUUUACCAUCGUAAUUCUUUUCACAUAUCAGCAUUCAUUGUGUACAUUUGGAAGAAUAGUUGCCUAUUUAAAUUUGUAUUCAUCUUCUGUUUUGAUGAUGCUGGGUACUUUAGGGUUGUAUUUCCCCUUGUUAAUGAAGUUUUUGUUUCAUUCAGCAACUUUUUUGUACAUUUUGGUUUUGAGCCUAUUAGAAGUUUGCGUCUCCUCCACCAGUCAUAUUCUUUUUCCCAGAGUUGAUUCUGUAGCUAUAUGUAGUCAAAUACUGGGGCAGCCUCUUAACACCUCAACAUACAACCUUGGUGUAGUUCAGGUUCUGGUGCAAAGACUGAUGCAGUCAACAUGAUUUCAUUGCAAAGCCUAGGAGUAGCCAUGUUUCGCUUUGGUCCGUAAAGAUCAAUAGAGAACAAUUCUCCACAGUUUCUGAAAAACCACCUAAUUUAUAACAAUCAAAAGAUUUUGGUAAACUUUUUCAUGCCAGAUGCUGUUUACAACAAUGAACAUGCCAAUAAAACAUUUGUUCAUUCUGUUGUGCUAUUUUGAUCAUUAAAUGCUGUGGGUUUUAUUUGAAAAGUUACAGAAUUACUUCCUGGGAAUACAGACUUGCCCAAGGCAAUGUCAGAACUGUAA
Molecule: messenger RNA, 3632 nt
Organism: Merops nubicus (carmine bee-eater)
Lineage: Eukaryota; Metazoa; Chordata; Aves; Coraciiformes; Meropidae
Gene: USP47
Product: ubiquitin specific peptidase 47
Exons: 13
Coding region: 12-2297 (761 amino acids)
Molecular function (GO): protein binding
Source: RefSeq, a predicted model, not a curated record